Molecule: messenger RNA, 2421 nt
Organism: Prunus dulcis (almond)
Lineage: Eukaryota; Viridiplantae; Streptophyta; Magnoliopsida; Rosales; Rosaceae
Exons: 2
Coding region: 1-2421 (806 amino acids)
Biological process (GO): proteolysis
Molecular function (GO): aspartic-type endopeptidase activity
Source: RefSeq, a predicted model, not a curated record
AUGGGGACCACUUCAAUACCCAAUUUCCUAUCAGAGGAAGGGGUGCCGUUCGGAAGGCAAACUGGAGCUAGCCCAGCGCUACCCCCAUGCACUCCCUUCGAAAACGCCCCCUCAACCCAAACAACAGCAGAGGCCGAGCUAGUAGUCCAAAUUGCGUCCCUCCGGAAGGACAAGGCUAGGCUUCAGGAGCACAACCACCUUCUGUCUUCCAAAGUGGACGAAACCCAGCAGCUGCUGCACCAGCAGCACACGCAGAACAUCCAGACAACUUACUCUUCCGAGAGCUUGCAAACCCCUCAUGGGAGGAGGAAGUACGGAAAGGUAGCGAGGGCAACGCCCGCGCCUUCCAAACAGUUGGUGGUACCGACACCCCGGGAUCAACCACACGUCCCGAAGAAGGUCUACUCCGAUUGCCGACACAGGCUUAACGAUCGAGAGGCGAAAAGACAGAGGUCUCCGAUCAGGAUUAGCGCUCGACUAAGGGAAUCCCGGAUGAACGCCUUAGGAAGCAAGUCGCCUAUUCGGAAGGUCAGGGGGCUGGACUCCACAGAGUCGGCGUCCGAGUACAUCCCUUCCAAUACGCAAACUUCCACCUACCGUUCGGCACCAACUCAAUACUCGGGGGAUAAUUCAGUGAGCCCGCGAAGACGCUCGGAAGACUAUGGUUCUGAGGAAAUACCAAGCCGAGACCCUGUUGUCCGACUCCUUUUUCGGAAAAUCCAGAAAAUGAAAAACGAUAAGGCUCGCUCCCAGGAAUCGGAAUGGGGAAAGCUUCGGCCCGGACCGUUCACGAGAUGCAUCCGGCGUUCUCGGCAGGAUAGGGAAGUACAGCCACUGCGUAUCCCGUUUUAUACUGGAACUGAGGACCACUUAACCCACCUCCAUUCAUUUCAAUCUGCCAUCGGAUGCAAGGGUCUGAGCGAUGAGGGGCAGUGUCUACUAUUCCCAUCUUCCCUUACCGAGGCAGCCCUGAACUGGUUCUACCGGUUAGAGCCGGAAACGAGAGAGGACGAGCCAUUGAGAGAGUAUGCGGCGCGCUUCAGUCACGAAUACUCAAGGUGUCCGGAAACAGAUGAUAGGGCAGCCUACGGCGCCUUCAAGAGUGGCCUUCGGUCCUCGCAUUUUCGAUACCUGGUACACAGCAGCAACUGGCGCACGUAUGACGAGCUGAUGAAGCAAGCAGCGGUGCACGCCAAGGCCGAGUAUUUCAACUCGAAACCCAGUGUUCCGGCACGCCGAGGGGAUACAGAGCCAAACGCUUAUCCAGCGAAGACGCCGUCCUACGAUAGCAUCGACCCAUAUUCGGCAGACCAUAAGAGGAAGGACAACCGUGCCGAUCGAAGAGAUCAUCCGAAGAAGGAAAAGGGGCGGUAUUGUCGCAACGACAACCGAGGACCCCUACCCAAUCGUGACCACGGCAACGAGGUCUUUACCCUACUGAACACCACCUACGAAGCCGUUCUGAUGAACGAACAGGAAAUAAUACCAAAACCAAAUCAGCGAAGACCCAAUCGGCAAGACAACAGGGAAACCGGUAAAUUCUGCCGAUACCAUCAACACAACAGCCAUAAUACGGAAGAUUGUAUAAGUCUGAGGAAGAUCGUGGAACGGUUGAUCCGAGAAGGGAGACUGGAUCAGUAUAUCGCCCGGCAGCCAUUGGCGCCGGUGCCGAACCCCACUCGGCAGAUAAACAUGAUAAGCACUAUCAGCGGUGGCCCUACCGUUGUGGGCAUGAGCAACCGUUCGAUGAAACAGUAUGUGCGCGCCGCACAGUUUCCUCAGGUGCUCGGCAUAGAGGUGAAUCGGCACCAGGAAGUACCAAAGGUUCAUUGGGAGCCGAUCACAUUUUGCGAAGAGGAAGAAGAGGGAAUCCUCUAUCCCCACGACGACCCGAUGAUCAUCCGAGCUGAAAUUGCCGAUUACGAUGUAGGGCGAGUGCUGAUCGAUACCGGGAGUUCCGUGAGCGUGAUCUUGGCCGAAGCUUUCAGAGAGAUGGGAAUCGGUGACAACCAGGUCAACUGGCAGUUGACACCUUUGCUGAGUUUCUCUGGGGACCUGGUCCAACCGAUCGGUAGCGUUAAACUGCCGAUUACAUUUGGCACAGUGCCAAGAAAGACAAUGACAUACGAUCAGUUCCUCAUCGUUGACUGCCCGACGGCGUACAACGUCAUCGUUGGUCGAACGGCGCUUACGAGGGUUAAGGCGCAUCUCUCGCCCCACAUGCUAUUGAUGAAAUUCCCAACCCAGAACGGCACGGGAGCAAUCCGAGGAAACCAGUUAAGUGCCCGGACUUGCUAUGCCACGGCCCUCAAGGCAACCUCUUUCAAACUCCCCGACGAAACCAUGUCUGUGCAGGGGAUACCGAACGGUACGGGACCAGUCGAUGAUCCAAGAGAUGAAUCCCUGACCCCUCACACAUAG